AUGGCCUCCAUUAAAGAAAGAGCUGCGGCGCUGAACCUUGCAGAGAAACUGUGUGUGCGUCCUCAGGCACAUGGAGUGGCCAGCAAACCAGUGCAGUCCUGCUCCAUGUGGAGUGGCCUCAUCUCCCACCUCAGGUCCUCCGUGACAGUGAAGUGUCGACGAGUCCACCUCAGGUCUCACAGCGACUGUUUCCUCGGCUCAGAGGCUGUCGAUGUGGUGGCAGAACACAUAAAUCGUGUCAAAGGCUUUGAGGGCGCCAGUUUGUCACGGGACAAAGUGGUGUGUGUGUGCCAGGCUCUGCUGGACUGUAACGUGUUUGAGGCAGUGGGAACCAAAGUGUUUGGCAAAGACAAGAAGCAGGAUGUGUAUCAGGACAGUAAGAGUGCUCUCUACAGGUUUGUAGGUGUGUGCACUCCUUCAGUGGAAGACCUGGAAAGGGGUGCGCUCAUGAAUGGCAUCCAAAAACUCCUCUGCAGCGCUCCUUCAGACAGGCAGGAAGAGCAGACGUGUCCCACUGGGCCACAUGUUCAGACGUCCACCCCUGUCGAAGUUACUCAGACAUCCGUAAAAGCCAACCAGCUGGACACUCCGGCCGCUGCCUGCCUGUCAGUGGAGCCUCUGGUGGACAGUCUGUCUCUGAGUCCCAGCAGAGUCCAGACUGACACUGUCUUACCACAGUCAUUGGUCGACGAGGUGUGGCAGGAGCAGACCCUGCUCAGGCUGUUAAACCUGGUGGAGCUCCCCCUGUUGGAAGGCGUCCUCCAGUGCUGCCAGACCCCACCCUCUCCUCACUUAAACACGCCGGCUCGCAGCAAACCCGACCUGAUCUACAGCAGCAACCGCCUGGACAGGCAGAUCCUGAAGGCCUUCAGGGACUCUCAGGAAGAUGAGUGGCUCUGUACGGCUCUGGACUGUCUGGACUUCCUCCCUGAUCAGCCAGUGGUGGAGCUGAGCAGAGAGCUGCCGCACUGUUUCCUGCGGGACAGCUGUGAGGAGGUACCAGCUGGUAGCUGCUCACAAGAUGGAGUGCAGCCUUUGAGUUCAGCGUGCACCCCGGUCAACAGCAGUGAUGAGCACCCUCAUCUCUCCCCGAGUGGCUUGGCCCAGUGUAAGCUGCUGCUGUAUGGGACCCUGGUGCAACACUACAGCCACACAGACAGGCCUCCACUGCUGCCGCAGCACAUGGCUGACAUCUACACAGCCAUCACCGACCUGCUGGGCCAUGCUAAGUUGUGCACGGCUCUCGAGGCUCUGCAGCUCUGUCUGAAGCUGCUGCCUCCAGCCUGUAGAGAUGAGCUGCGCAGGCUGCUAACGUUCAUGGCUCUGGCAGCAGACCCCCAAGGGAUAAAACUGGACAAGGAGGUGGAGAACAGACUGGCAGUCAAGAGGUCUUUCUCUAGGGCAAUCCUCCAUAACAAGGCUCUUUCAAAGGACAAAGAGGACCUGAUGGUGGUCUUCAUGCUCAGCAACAUAAAGGAAAUCUUCAAGAUACCAGGCGCUCUGCACAAAGGAGUGAGUGACAAGCUGGCCAGCCUGGUGCAGGGGAAGCAGCCCGACGUGACUGGCUCUACCUUCUGUCAGCAGGUCCCCAGCAGGACUUACACCCACUCUGCAAAAAAUAACACCAACCAGGAACUGUGGGCGCUGCUAAACAGCAUCCACCUGGACACCAAGAUUUCUGCCAAGGAGAGGAAGCGCCUGCUCGGGCAGUUUUACCAAGCCCACCCAGAGAUAUUUAACCAGUACUUUGGUGAAUCUGCUGUUAGCGUGCUGUAG
Molecule: messenger RNA, 1776 nt
Organism: Chelmon rostratus (copperband butterflyfish)
Lineage: Eukaryota; Metazoa; Chordata; Actinopteri; Chaetodontiformes; Chaetodontidae
Product: DEP domain-containing protein 7-like
Exons: 12
Coding region: 1-1776 (591 amino acids)
Biological process (GO): intracellular signal transduction
Source: RefSeq, a predicted model, not a curated record